AUGAACCCGCCCCACUUCGACUUGCUGGAGGACAUGGCCAUGAUGACGCACCUCAACGAGGCAGCCGUACUGCGCCAGCGUUAUGCUCGCUGGAUGAUCUAUACAUACUCGGGCCUCUUCUGUGUCACCAUCAACCCCUACAAAUGGCUCCCGAUCUAUACAGCCUCCGUGGUGGUAGCCGCUUACAAGGGAAAGCGCCGCUCGGAGGCCCCGCCCCACAUAUAUGCGGUGGCAGAUAACGCCUACAAUGACAUGCUGCGCAACGGAGAGAACCAGUCCAUGCUGAUCACGGGAGAGUCGGGGGCCGGUAAGACGGUUAACACCAAGCGGGUCAUUCAGUACUUUGCCAUCGUCGCUGGCAGUCACAAGCCCUUGGCCUGCCACCACCAGGGCACCCUCGAGGAUCAAAUCAUUGAGGCUAACCCUGCCAUGGAGGCUUUUGGCAAUGCCAAGACCCUGCGGAACGACAACUCGUCCCGCUUCGGCAAGUUCAUCCGCAUUCAUUUUGGUCCCUCUGGGAAGCUGGCAUCUGCAGAUAUUGACAGCUAUCUCCUGGAGAAGUCAAGGGUGAUCUUCCAGCUGCCCGGUGAGCGAGGCUACCACGUCUACUACCAGAUCCUCUCGGGGAAGAAGCCAGAGCUGCAGGACAUGCUGCUUCUGUCUACGAACCCCUACGACUACCACUUCUGCAGCCAGGGCGUCAUCACUGUGGACCACAUGAAUGACGGGGAGGAGCUCAUGGCCACUGACCAUGCCAUGGACAUCCUGGGCUUCAGCGUGGAUGAGAAGUGUGCCUGCUACAAGGUCGUGGGGGCCCUCCUGCACUUUGGCAACGUGAAAUUCAAGCAGAAGCAGCGGGACGAGCAGGCCGAGGCCGAUGGCACUGAGAGUGCUGACAAGGCUGCCUAUCUGAUGGGGGUCAGCAGUGGAGACCUCCUCAAAGGCCUUCUGCACCCCCGAGUGCGUGUGGGGAACGAGUAUGUGACCAAGGGUCAGAGCGUGGAGCAGGUGGUGUUUGCCGUGGGGGCUCUGGCCAAGGCCACCUACGACCGGCUGUUCCGGUGGCUGGUGUCACGGAUCAACCAGACGCUGGACACCAAGUUGCCCCGUCAGUUCUUCAUCGGCGUCCUGGACAUUGCCGGUUUUGAGAUCUUUGAGUUUAACAGCUUUGAACAGCUGUGUAUCAACUUCACCAACGAGAAGCUGCAGCAGUUCUUCAACCAGCACAUGUUUGUGCUUGAGCAGGAGGAGUACAAGCGGGAGGGCAUCGGCUGGGUCUUCAUCGACUUCGGCCUGGACCUGCAGCCCUGCAUUGACCUCAUCGAGAAGCCACUGGGCAUCCUGUCCAUCCUGGAGGAGGAGUGUAUGUUCCCCAAGGCCUCAGAUGCCAGCUUCCGGGCCAAGCUCUAUGAUAACCACGCGGGGAAGUCGCCCAAUUUCCAGCAGCCACGGCCUGACAAGAAGCGCAAAUACCAGGCCCACUUUGAGGUGGUUCACUACGCGGGCGUGGUGCCUUACAGCAUCGUGGGCUGGCUGGAAAAAAACAAGGAUCCACUGAAUGAGACGGUGGUCCCCAUCUUCCAAAAGUCACAGAACAAGCUCUUGGCUACUCUCUACGAGAACUAUGCUGGCUCCUCCGAGCCCCCCAAGUCUGGGAUGAAAGAGAAGCGUAGGAAGGCAGCAUCAUUCCAGACGGUGUCCCAGCUCCACAAGGAGAACCUCAACAAGCUGAUGACCAACCUGCGGGCCACACAGCCCCACUUUGUCCGUUGCAUUGUCCCCAAUGAGAACAAGACCCCAGGGGUCAUGGAUGCCUUCUUGGUGCUACACCAGCUGCGUUGCAAUGGGGUUCUGGAGGGGAUCCGGAUCUGCCGACAAGGAUUCCCCAAUAGGCUGCUUUACGCUGACUUCCGGCAGCGGUACCGCAUCCUGAACCCCAGUGCCAUCCCAGACGACACCUUCAUGGACAGCAGGAAGGCCACAGAGAAGCUGCUGGCCUCGCUGGACAUCGACCACACCCAGUACCAGUUUGGCCAUACCAAGGUGUUCUUCAAGGCUGGGCUUCUAGGCGUCUUGGAGGAGCUUCGUGACCAGCGUCUGGCCAAGGUCCUGACACUGCUGCAGGCACGGAGCCGGGGCCGCCUCAUGCACCUCGAGUACCAGCGCCUGCUUGGAGGCAGGGAUGCCCUGUUCACCAUCCAGUGGAACAUCCGCGCCUUCAACGCCGUCAAGAACUGGUCAUGGAUGAAACUCUUUUUCAAGAUGAAGCCACUGCUACGCUCGGCGCAGGCUGAGGCGGAACUGGCGGCCCUGCGGGCAGAGCUGCGGGGGCUGCGAGGGGCACUGGCCACCGCCGAGGCCAAGUGCCAGGAGCUGGAGGAGAUGCACGUCAGUGUCACCCAGGAGAAGAACGACCUGGCCCUGCAGCUGCAGGCAGAGCAGGAAAACCUGGCGGAUGCCGAGGAGCACUGCCACUUGCUCAUCAAGUCCAAGGUGCAGCUGGAGGCGAAGGUGAAGGAGCUGACUGAGCGGCUGGAGGACGAGGAGGAGGUGAAUGCUGACCUGGCUGCCCACCGACGCAAGCUGGAAGAUGAGUGCACAGAGCUCAAGAAGGACACUGAUGACCUGGAGCUGACGCUGGCCAAGGCCGAGAAGGAGAAGCAAGCCACGGAGAAUAAGGUGAAGAACCUGACGGAGGAGAUGGCGGCGCUGGACGAGUCAGUGGCCCGGCUGACGAAGGAAAAGAAGGCCUUGCAGGAGGCCCACCAGCAGGCCCUGGGCGACCUGCAGGCUGAGGAGGACCGUGUGAGCGCGCUGGCCAAGGCCAAGGCCCGCCUGGAGCACCAGGUGGAAGACCUGGAGUGCUGCCUGGAGCAAGAGCAGAAGCUGCGCGUGGACACGGAGCGGGCCAGACGCAAGCUCGAGGGUGACCUGAAACUGACGCAGGAGUCGGUGACGGAUGCUGCCCAGGACAAGCAGCAGCUGGAGGAGAAGCUCCAGAAGUAGGACUCCGAGCUGAGUCAGCUGAACCUUCGAGUGGAGGACGAGCAGCUCCUUGGGGCCCAGCUGCAGAAGAAGAUCAAGGAGCUGCAGUCUCGGGCAGAGGCGCUGGAAGAGGAGCUGGAGGCCGAGCGGGCGGCCCGGGCCCGCGUGGAGAAGCAGUGGGCAGAGGCAGCCCGGGAGCUGGUGGAGCUGAGCGAGGGGCUGGAGGAGGUGGGCGGCGCGUCCGCGGGGCGGCCCGAGGGCUGCUGGAAGCACGAGGCGGAGCUGGGGCGGCUGAGGCGGGAACUGGAGGAGGCGGCCCUGCGGCACGAGGCCACAGUGGCUGCGCUGCGGCGCAAGCAGGCGGAGAGCAUGGCCGAGCCGGGCGAGCAGGCGGACAGUCUGCAACGGGUGCGACAGAAGCUGGAAAAGGAGAAGAGCGAGCUCCGCAUGGAGGUGGACGAUCUGGGCGCCAGCGUGGAGACCCUGGCCCGCGGCAAGGCCAGUGCAGAGAAGCUGUGCCGGGCCUAUGAGGAUCAGCUGAGCGAGGCCAAGAUCAAGGCGGAGGAGCUGCAGCGGCAACUGGCAGAGGCCAGCACCCAGCGGGGGCGGCUACGAGCCGAGAGUGGGGAGCUGAGCCGCCUGCUGGAGAAGGAGUCUUUGAUUAGCCAGCUGAGCCGUGGUAAGGCCUUGGCCACGCGCAGCCUGGAGGAGCUGGAGAGCAAGGUGGGCCAGCCAUUGGCUGCCAAGAGCACGCUGGCCCAUGCCGUGCAGGCUUCGCAGCAUGACUGUGACCUCCUGCGGGAGCAGCACGAGGAGGAGGCCGAAGCCCAGGCCGAGCUGCAGCGGCUGCUGUCCAAGGCCAACGCCGAGGUGGCCCAGUGGAGGAGCAAGUACGAGGCAGAUGCCAUCCAGAGGACCGGGGAACUGGAGGAGGCCAAAAAGAAGCUGGCACUGCGCCUGCAGGAGGCAGAGGCGGGGGUAGAGGCUGCUCAUGCCAAGUGCUCGUCGCUGGAGAAGGCCAAGCUGCGGCUGCAGACAGAGUCGGAGGACGUGACCCUGGAGCUGGAGCGGGCGACCUCAGCGGCCGCGGCGCUGGACAAGAAGCAGCGGCACUUGGAGCGGGCGCUGGAGGAGCGGCGGCGGCAGGAGGAGGACAUGCAGCGGGAGCUGGAGGCGGCCCAGAGGGAGGCCCGCAGCCUGGGCGCGGAGCUCUUCCGGCUGCGGCACAGCCACGAGGAGGCUCUCGAGGCCCUGGAGACGCUCAGGCGGGAGAACAAGAACCUGCAGGAGGAGAUCAGUGACCUCACAGACGAGGUCAGCCUCAGCGGGAAGAGCAUCCAGGAGCUGGAGAAAGCCAAGAAGGCACUGGAAGGGGAGAGGAGCGAGCUCCAGGCUGCGCUGGAGGAGGCCGAGGGGGCCCUGGAGCUGGAGGAGACCAAGACUCUGCAGACCCAGCUGGAGCUUUCCCAGGUCAAGGCUGAGGUGGACCGGAAACUGGCAGAGAAAGACGAGGAGUGCGCUGACCUGAGGCGCAACCACCAGCGGGCAGUGGAGUCCCUGCAGGCCUCCUUGGAUGCAGAGACUCGGGCCCGCAACAAGGCGCUACGGCUCAAGAAGAAGAUGGAGGGCGACCUCAACGACCUGGAGCUGCAGCUGGGCCACGCCACCCGCCAGGCCACGGAGGCACAGGCCGCCACGCGGCUGCUGCAGGCCCAACUCAAGGAGGAGCAGGCGGGGCGGGAUGAGGAGCAGCGGCUGGCGGCCGAGCUCCACGAGCAGGCACAGGCCCUGGAGCGGCGGGCCGCCCUGCUGGCCACGGAGCUGGAAGAGCUGCGGGCCGCCCUGGAGCAGGCCGAGCGCAGCCGGCGGCUGGCGGAACAGGAGCUGCUGGAGGCCACCGGGCGCCUCAGCCUCCUGCAUUCGCAGAACACAGGCCUCCUGAGCCAGAAGAAGUAGUUAGAGGUGGAUUUGGCCCAGCUGAGCGGGGAGGCGGAGGAGGCUGCCCAGGAAAGGCGGGAAGCCGAGGAGAAGGCCAGGAAGGCCACCACCGAUGCCGCCAUGAUGGCAGAGGAGCUGCAGAAGGAGCAGGACACGAGCGCACACCUGGAACGGACAAAGACGACUCUGGAGCAGACGGUGCGGGAGCUGCGCCGGCUUGAGGAGGCAGAACAAGCCGCCCUCCGUGGCGGGAAGAAGCAGGUGCAGAAGCUGGAGGCCAAGGUGCGGGAGCUGGAGGCCGAGCUUGACGCGGAACAGAAGCAGCACGCCGAGGCCCUCAAGGGGGUGCGGAAACCCGAGCGCCGGGUCAAGGAGCUUGCGUACCAGGCCGAGGAGGACAGGAAGAACCUGGCUCGCAUGCAGGACCUGGUGGACAAGCUGCAGAGCAAGGUCAAGAGCUACAAACGUCAGUGUGAAGAGGCGGAGCAGCAGGCCAACACUAACUUGGCCAAGUAUCGCAAGGCCCAGCACGAGCUGGACGACGCGGAGGAGCGGGCGGACAUGGCGGAAUCCCAGGCCAACAAGCUGCGGGCGCGGACCCGGGACGCCCUGGGCCCCAAGCACAAGGAGUGA
This is a messenger RNA of Lipotes vexillifer (Yangtze River dolphin), 5556 nucleotides long. RefSeq names its product myosin heavy chain 7B (gene MYH7B). Gene Ontology annotation, molecular function: ATP binding; actin filament binding; microfilament motor activity. Gene Ontology annotation, cellular component: myosin II complex; cytoplasm; myosin filament. NCBI's taxonomy places the organism in Eukaryota, Metazoa, Chordata, Mammalia, Artiodactyla, Lipotidae. The record is from RefSeq and is a predicted model, not a curated record.